AUGCUUGCGCCGUGGUCACUGAUUACCAACUCCAUUCUGAAGGCCAUCCCCCCCGGAACCCAACUUGUGGACAAGGAAGAAGCUCUAAACAAUGCUGACGCCGGAGAUUUGCUUGAAAUCUUGAAGCAUGUGCCAGAUGACGAGGCCCUAGAGGCACUGAAGCUUCUGAGAAGUGGUAACAAACCGGCCGAGGUGGGCUCAGCUUUGCGGAGGUACAACGUAGGGUUGUCGCAAGCUGCGCUCAAUAGGGCAAUUCUACCACCUAAGCAGUCUUCCUUGGAAUUCGAGCUGAUGACAAGGCAUCCUCUUACUUACCCUACCUGGGCGCCGGUUCGGCCACUCAGGAUUGACCUAGAGUUCCUGCUGCUCCCAAGAAAACUUCGAUGGGACGGAGCUGGCGAGAUUGUGUAA
Molecule: messenger RNA, 411 nt
Organism: Colletotrichum spaethianum
Lineage: Eukaryota; Fungi; Ascomycota; Sordariomycetes; Glomerellales; Glomerellaceae
Exons: 2
Coding region: 1-411 (136 amino acids)
Source: RefSeq, a predicted model, not a curated record